Racocetra persica is the source of this 154-nucleotide messenger RNA. The record is from the annotation of a GenBank genome assembly. NCBI's taxonomy places the organism in Eukaryota, Fungi, Glomeromycota, Glomeromycetes, Diversisporales, Gigasporaceae.
AUUCUAUAUAAAUAUGAUAUCAAGAGAAGAAUCUUUUAUGUCAGUCGAUGAUCUAAAUGAAGAAUCAAACUCAAAUAAUCAAAUAAGUACUUCAGGAGUUUCUAAUCCUAGAUCUCCAGCUGAUUCUUAUUUUGAAUAUAUUAAUUCAUGUUGA